GCGGCGAGGGGCGGAGGGUGCGCGGCGGCGGGGCCGGGAGCGCCGCAGGGCAGCGGGGCCGCCAUGCCCGCCAAGUCCAAGUACAACCUGGUGGACGACCGGCACGACCUCCGCAUCCCCCUGCACAACGAGGACGCCUUCCAGCACGGCAUCUGCUUCGAGGCCAAGUACAUAGGCAGCCUGGAUGUGCCGCGGCCCAACAGCAGGGUGGAGAUCGUGACGGCCAUGCGGCGGAUCAGGUAUGAGUUCAAAGCCAAGAACAUCAAGAAGAAGAAGGUGAGCCUCGUCGUGUCGGUGGACGGCGUGAAGGUCAUCCUGAAGAAGAAGAAGAAGCUUCUUCCCUUGCAGAAAAAAGAAUGGGCCUGGGAUGAGAACAAAAUGCUCGUCAUGCACGAUCCCAUCUACAGGAUAUUCUACGUGUCCCACGACUCCCAGGACCUCAAGAUCUUCAGCUACAUUGCCAGGGAUGGCUCUAGCAAUGUCUUCAGGUGCAACGUCUUCAAAUCCAAGAAGAAGAGCCAAGCCAUGCGCAUCGUCCGCACGGUGGGGCAGGCGUUCGAGGUCUGCCACAAGCUGAGCCUGCAGCACACCCAGCAGAACGCCGACGGGCAGGAGGAUGGAGACAGCGAGAGGAACGGGGACGACCUGGACGUCCCAGCCUGCCGCCUCACCGCUGUGGAGCGGGCGGCCGCCUCGGCGGAGGAGACCGACAUCGACGCCGUGGAGCUGCCGCUGCCUGGGGCCGGCAUCCUCGACUUCAGCCGCGGCGUCACCGACCUGGAUGCCGUGGGCAAGGAGGCGAGCGCCGACGCCAAGGGCUGCCUCCACCCCGAGGACAUCCUGACCGCCUCGCCCAGGCUGCUGCUGCCCUCGUCCGCCCCGCUGCCCGACCUGGGCACGCCGCUCUCUGCCCACCACCAGAUGCAGCUCCUGCAGCAGCUCCUGCAGCAGCAGCAGCAGCAGACGCAAGUGGCCGUGGCACAGGUCCACCUGCUGAAGGACCAGCUGGCCGCGGAGGCGGCGGCGCGGCUGGAGGCGCAGGCGCGCGUGCACCAGCUCCUGCUGCAGAACAAGGACUUGCUGCAGCACAUCUCGCUCCUGGUCAAGCAGGUGCAGGAGCUGGAGCUGAAGCUGGCGGGGAACAACACCACGGGCUCCCAGGACAGCCUGCUGGAGAUCACCUUCCGCUCCGGCGCCCUCCCCGUGCUCUGUGACCCGACCACCCCGCAGCCCGAGGACACCCACCUGCCGCAGCUGGGCCCCGGCUCGGGCUUCCCCAGCGCCCUGGGCAGCCCCAUAGGUAGGAACGACUGUCUGGUGAAGCUGGAGUGCUACCGCUUCCUGCCGGGCUCGGGGCCGCACGUCCCGGAGCCGGCGCUGGGCAGCCUGGAGCUCCUCAAGUUCCGCGAGUCGGGCAUCGCCUCCGAGUACGAGUCCAACACGGACGAGAGCGAGGAGCGCGACUCCUGGUCCCAGGAGGAACCGCCGCGCCUGCUCAACGUCCAGCCCCGGCAGGACCUGGGCGACAGCCUGGAGGACGAGAUCGCGGUGUAGGGCACGGCAGGAGGUGGUGCGGAGCAGCCGGGAGCCCUGGCGGGGCCGGAGGAGGGAGCGCGGGGCCGGAGGGCAGCGCAUGGCGCUGUGCCGUGCCCAGGGGAAAUAAAUGGCACCCGGAGACGUGCCAGCUCAGCAGGAGCAGGGCACAGACCUCGUCCGUCCCCAGGCUGUGUCCCUGCUGCCAGCCCCGUUGUCCCGAGCACAGCCAGCCCUCAGCACCCUCAGCUUCGUGCCAGGCUUGUGCUGCUCCCUGGUCCCCGUGCCUGCCCCCGGGCUGCGUUGAGAGGUCAGAAGUAAGGGAAGCAAAGAGCCCUCAGCACCAUCACAGCCCCGCAGGGCCCUGUCGUGCUGCUGGCAUCGCUGCCAGAGCCCCACGGCACGCAGCUGCCCAGCAGCCCCAAACUGCGGAGGUCAGCCCGUGCCUCCUGUGCCGGGUUAGGAGGUGGUGUAAGUGGUGUUACUGGGGGGGGAGCGGCGAGACAGGCGAAGGUCUUUGCUGGGGGAAUGAGAGAGCAGUUGUGGGGUGGUGAGCGGGGACGGGAGGGAGCCAAGAGCCAGUAUGGGGCAGCGAGUGGGGUUUCUGCAUGUGGAGGUGGCGGGAGAGGAGGCUGGGGCCGUGCUGUCAGGAUGAGCGAUAGUGUGGGUGCGUGGGCGAGAGCAGGGGGACACUGGGGACGAGCCUCGGAAGGUGAAGGGGUGAGAGGAGGUUGCACAGGAUGGCCGGGCACGGGCAGCUUUGGCAGGGUGCUGGGGCUUGUGGUGCUUUGGGACAGGGUUGGUCCCUGCCCGAGACAGGUGGAGGGUGCGUGGGCACUGCCUGCCCCUCCCCGGGGCUGCAGAGCGGGGAGGGAGUCAUUACGGGCACGGAGCGGGAGCCAGGGAGCGCAGCACGGGGUGUGCAGUCCUCCUUCCCCUCGCUGCCUGGUCCUGGACCUCCUCAGCACGGCUGCCAGGCUUCGAAGCCUUUCUGGUGUUCUCGAGCCAUGUUUUCAAGUGCUUCCGUGCACCCACCGCCACCACCAGCUCCCUGCUUCGCUUUACAGACAAAACCCACCGCAUUUCCCAGCAGGUGCUUGCCCGCAAACCAGGGCUGGCAAUGGCUGUGCGGAGACAGACACACACAGACCCUCCGUGGGGAGCGAGCUCUCCUCCUGCAGGCACCGUGCUCGUUCGGAUUCGGGGUGGUUGCUUUUUGGGGGAAGCUGAGCCCGGUUCGGGGGGCUCUGGCCCCCUGGGAGGUGAUGCCAGCUGUGAACAUUGCUGGGAGCUGCCCGGGAGCAGCGGGCAGAACGGGAUGGAGCUGGCGGGUGGCACGGGUGAGGACUGGCCGUGCGCAGGGGCUCCUUCACGAGCCUGGUUUGCGCCCUCCAGAGGGGCAAAUCCGGGAUAUCAGGGUGCCCCAGCAGCCCCUCAGAGGCCGGUGGUUGUCCUUAGAGGCCCCCAGAGGAGCCUUUCCCUUCUCUGCGAGCACAUUUAUCAGCUGCCCACUGCUGCAGCCUCCAAGAGGCCACAGCUGAAGCGAUACAAGCCAGAGCCCUGAUGCCCCCCUGCUCCCUGAGGAAGCGCUGGGAGAGCUGGGGGUUGGCACGGUCAUUUUCCACUCCUUCCCCCCUCCUGUCCUGCUUCUGCUUCGCUUUGUCGCUUGCCUGCUGCUCUCCCCUUGGCCAGCUCUGUCUGCUCGCUGUGCCUGCGCCUAACCCCUCGCUGCGCAUCUCCCCGCCUCGAGCUCGUGCUGUGCUCCGCUGCUCAGCCCCCUGCCGAGGGAGGCCCGUGGCUUCCUCCUGCCCCAGUCCCCUCGGGGCUGAGGAGCGGGGUGUGGGUGAGACCCCCGGGGCAGGCGAGGGCUGUGCUGGGCACUGCCCACCCAGGAGGAGGCUGGAUGAUGAGGGCAGUGGGGCUGGCAGGAGCUGGGGGUCCCAGAGGGAAGGCAGGACGAGUUCUGUGCUGGGCCUCUUAGCAGCAGCGAGGGGCUUGUUGGGAACACGAAGGUCAAAGCGACCGUGAGAUGGUGGAGUUCAGGGUCCUUAGGGCAGGGAGGAGGGUGAAAGGCAAGCUCGCAAGCCUGGGCUUUCAGAAGAGCAGACCUUGGGCCUCCCCAGCGGUCUGCUUGGAAACAUCCUGUGGGACAAGACCCCGGAGGGCACAGGGACCCAGGAAAGCUGGCUAAUGCUCAAGGGUUACCUCCAAAAAGCUCAAGAGGUCCAUCCCGUCAACGAGGAGGUCAGACAGGAACGCCGGGAGGCCUGCGUGGGUGAACAAGGAGCUCCUGGCCCAACUCAGACCCAAAGAGGAAGAGUACGGAGGGGGGAAGCAAGCAUGGACAUUGCCCAGGCACCCAGGGGUGAAGUUAGGAAAGCUAAAGCCAAAAUGGAACUGAAGCUGGUCAGGGAUGUUAAAGCCGUCGGGGCCAGUGAUGGCCCCCGUGGCCCCCACCGUCUGGGUGGGGGCACCCUCACGAGGCCGCCCAUGGCACGGAGCUGGGGGCAGUGGGUGACGCCAGGGGCCCUCACCGGGCUGGAGAGGCGACUGGUGGCACCGCAGGCAGCUCAGCGAGGGGAAGCACCACUUCCCUCCUUGGAGAUCCUCAAAAGCUGCCGGGACGUGGUCCUGGGCAGCCUGCUCUGAGCAUCCCUGCUCGAGCAGGGGUUGGAGUAGGUGACAUCCCGAGGUCCCUUCCAGCCUCAGCCCUUCUGUGAUUGUUUCAGUGUCCCCAGCAGUGGCCUGGUGCCCGGCGGAGCCCCCCGAGGGGACAGAGCAGCGGUGGGUGCUGGUAGCAGGGUGCCCUGGGGGCAGACGAGGGCAGGAGCAGCAGCAGGCAGGACAUCUCCUCCAGGCCCGGCUGCCUUGGGAAGCAGCAGGCAGUGCCGAGCCAGCUCCCUGCCUGCAGCCUUGGGCUGGUGGCCAGCGCUGCCCGCAGGGGAUGGUGACUGAUGCCCCGGGGCCGAGGGGGUGCCGCUGCCCCCUGUGCGUCACCGGAGCCGGCUGGGAGCCAGCCCAUGCCGUGGGUACGUGUGUGAAUGAUCCUCCUCACCCGGCGCUGCCUACCAAAUGCCUCUCUGGCCUCUCACUUUUGUUAUGGACCUUGACUGGGAAUUUAUAGCUCUAUUUUUUGUCCUUUCUUUUUCCUACG
Messenger RNA from Cygnus olor (mute swan), 4687 nucleotides. RefSeq names its product nitric oxide synthase 1 adaptor protein (gene NOS1AP). The transcript is spliced from 10 exons. NCBI's taxonomy places the organism in Eukaryota, Metazoa, Chordata, Aves, Anseriformes, Anatidae. The record is from RefSeq and is a predicted model, not a curated record. The coding region runs from base 64 to 1554 and encodes 496 amino acids. Gene Ontology annotation, molecular function: nitric-oxide synthase binding.